Trichomonas vaginalis G3 is the source of this 3027-nucleotide messenger RNA. RefSeq lists its product as uncharacterized. The transcript has a single exon. Bases 1 to 3027 code for a protein of 1008 amino acids. NCBI's taxonomy places the organism in Eukaryota, Parabasalia, Trichomonadida, Trichomonadidae. The record is from RefSeq and is a predicted model, not a curated record.
AUGAUUUUCGCGUUCUUUCUUUCCUUUAUACAAAGCCAAGAUUUUCUGGCAAAUGAUGAAACUAGAUUCUCUAUUUGCAUCACAAAUAAGACAAUUAAAAAGAGUUAUUGCCCAGAAAACGUAAAUGAAACUUUUUUAUCGACAGACAAGAAAUUCGAAAAGGAAUUUGAAGCAUGGCUAAAGAAGAAUCAUGGAAAUAAGUUUGAUGGCAUUGAUUAUUUAUCACUUUAUAUUGAUUAUUUCGAUUAUCAAUCAAAAAAUCCAAUUUCUCUUGAUAUCUAUUCAUUUAAAGAAGCAAAACAUAUUCUUGUUAUUGGUCCAAACAAUGAAUCGAGAUCAUCUUUCGUUUUAAACGUAAAUCAAAUUACAACACUUGAUAACUUCGAAAUGUACAAUGUUAUUGCAGUAAAAGACGGCACAACACAGUUCUUUAUAAAAGAGAUGAAGAUUUAUGGCGUAAGAUUCCAAGGAUUCGAUAAAGCAACAGUUUUUUACGGAUAUAACCUAUAUUCAGAUCUUUUAUCAGUUUCCAACACGACAUUUAAAUUCGAUACAUUAUACUACAACUGCUACAGCGCAGAGAAGUUUUAUCCGAACUAUGAUUACGAUGGAUCAGUAUUUGCUAAGAGUAUCAUCAUGAGCGGUAUCCAGGAUGGUGGCUCUAUAUUCCAGUAUGGCAGCCAAUUCAUUAUUACUCCAAUAUCUAAAGAACACGGCUUCAGAAAAACAAAUUUCCGAAAUUCAACUGCAAAUAACAUUUCUUAUACAAUUAUUCAUAAUUCAGGUAAUCUAUACAUCGGAGCACUGUUUUCUAACAAGGCUUCAUCGUUUAAUAACGUUAGUUUAAAGGCAAUAAAUUCUUAUAUCACAAUCCAAGAAGGAGAAUGGAACGGUGAUGCUACAAUCAGUGCUACAUUAAUUAACUCUACACUUGACGUACAAACAAAUGAUAUUCAACUCAAAUUUACUGAUGAUUGUCAAAAUUCAAAGGUUUUAAUGAACAAACAGCUUGAAAUACAACAUAUUACGUCAAAGAGUAUAAGCCAGCUUGAGUUUAAUUGCAAUAUUUCAAUUUUUGAAUUCGAAAUUUUGGAAAAUUUCACAAUUGUCAAAAUUUCUGCUAAAAAUUCAAAGAUAAGUAGACUAUUUUCAACGAAGGACAUCAAGGAAAUCACGUUGACAGGAACUCCAGUGAAUAUUCUGCAAAUUUACGGUCAAUUUCAAAUUAUUAAAACAGAUUCAUUAGUUUUCACUGAUAAAAGGAUGGAACUCAUCAGAGACAAAUAUGUUCCGAUGAUUUCAUACACGAAACCAUUUGAACAAAAGGCUUUAUUCCAAAUAAAAUCAUAUUCUUCUUUUGAUCCAACAGAUAAGUACACUUUGAUAGAGAUUCCGAGUGAUUCAACAGGAACAGUCGAUCCUUUCGUUCCUAGAUAUGGUUUCCCUCUCAAAUUUGUUGAAGAAAUUUCGGAAAACAAAAAGAGGUAUAGUUUGACGAAUAUUACCGAGUUAUUCGCAAUCUGUGUAUCAGAUGAUGGCAAGAGCUUCUGCGGCAUCAACAGUUCUUUGAAUGUUGAUUUUCAUGAUAUUUCAUCUUUCCUUGAUUCGAUGAGAAUCUCUCAGGAUCUUUACAAGUCGAUCAAGUUAGAUUUUUAUUUGGAUACAGAAGUCAAGUUUGUUGUAAAUCCGAGAUAUCCUUUGGAUAUAAUUUCAGUUCAUGGACUUAGAGCUUCGAACCCUGUUGAGAUAGUUGCACUGAACCAAACCAUGUACUAUUCUUUCCAUAACGUUUCAGUUGAUACUCCGGCCAAUCAAGAUUCUUCAACGAGAUUAGGUUUCUUUAACUGCACCCUCACGGAAAACUUCAAGACCAUCAAUUUCGCAUCAUUGUACAUCGAUGCGGAGACAUAUGGAAAGUAUUUUGAUCAUAAUCUCAAAUUUAAGAGCAUUUUGAAGGUAUAUACUGACUCCUUGUACUUCAGUAAGGAAGUUAUGGUGCCAGAUGUCCCAAGAUUAAACUGGACAAACGCAGUUUCUUUAGUUGGUGUCAGAAUGGUCUCCGGACAUGGCGGAUUCUCUAUUCCAUGCACAAUGAAGAUCAUUCCGCAGCCAAUUAUCAACUUUACAACGAACAAUUAUGGAAAUCUAAAAUUAAUUUUGUCUCCUGAAGAAGAUGUGAUCGUAAACUUCAAAGCAUUCUUCCCUGCUGACUUAGAUCCUACGAAGAAGACCGCUAAAAUCAACCUAGUUCCUAAUUUCUGGGGUCAGAAAUUAGGAACCACCAGAAAAUUCUGUUCAAAGUACGUUAACCUUCAAACGCAAAACAAAAUAACUGUUGUUCUUGCCGACGAAGCCUUUGAAUGCUCUUCUUUCUCAGAAACAAACAGUUCUGCAAGAGUUAUCAUAAAUAACUCAUAUGUUUCAGGAGUUGCCCAUCUGAAAACAAUUGCUUUGGCCAGGGAACUUCACCUCUCACGCGGAACAUACGUGGAUGCUGAUACUUUUGGAAUUCCAUACGAUGAUUUCCUUGUUCACGUUCAAGUUGACCUUAAAGACGUUCCCAUGCUGAUGAUCCACACGUUUACUUCAAGAUGGACUGAGACUUAUUUGCCUUUCUUCCAAGUUUAUCCUGAAUUUUUAUAUGAUCUUGACAAAUUCGCUGAUAAGAAGGAAUACUACAAAUUCGGAUUACCAGUACUAUGCAUAGAAUCAAGCGAUUACAUCGGAACUCUCUCCACUUAUGGAAAUAUCUUCGAAGGUGACCAAUUUCAGACCGCCGCAUCAACAUUUAUAGUUAAAUAUGGUGUGGCCAAUGAACCUGACUGUUGCAUAAACGUUAUUCCCUAUGAAAAGCCUGAGAGACAAGAUCCAAUUAUUGGACCAGUCAAAAAGGGCGGAUGGAUCGGAAUUUUGGUUGUUUCUGUAGUUGUUCUUGGAGCAAUUAUCACAUUUUUACUUAUAUCUUUUAUUUGUCCAAGAGCUACCAUUAAUGUUAAGAGAAACAACGUUAUAAGCUUUACAGAGUAA